Frankliniella occidentalis (western flower thrips) is the source of this 1237-nucleotide messenger RNA. It is a transcript of the gene mRpS22, whose product is annotated as 28S ribosomal protein S22, mitochondrial. Gene Ontology annotation, molecular function: structural constituent of ribosome. Bases 81 to 1175 code for a protein of 364 amino acids. NCBI's taxonomy places the organism in Eukaryota, Metazoa, Arthropoda, Insecta, Thysanoptera, Thripidae. Gene Ontology annotation, cellular component: mitochondrial small ribosomal subunit. The transcript is spliced from 7 exons. The record is from RefSeq and is a predicted model, not a curated record.
CACUGGUAUCUCUGCAAAUAACCACCUAUCAGACAUUACCGUGUCCGUGCAGAAAACUUUAAAAUCGUACCGAUGUAAACAUGGCUUUAGCAACACGCACUUUGAGGAGCCUCCAACGUUUCAACAAAAAUGUCCUCCUUGUUUCUGGAAGAAGAAGACACGAUGGAUGUUCGCCUCUAUUACUGAAAAGCUCAUCUAGACCUUAUUCAGACACUGUCGGAGUGAAACUCACAGGGAGUAAUGUAACUUCCUCAGAUAAAAAGGACCCAGCGCAAUUCUUCUUCAAGGAUGAAGUCCAAAGUUGUCUGCUAGAAAUGAACAUGCGUGAUACAUCCAAAGUUUUUGAACCUCGUAAAGAAGGAAAGACCCUCUCAGAGCCAGAAUUGAAAUUUUUAACUCAAGAGGAACUUGAUGAGGAGCUAGAGAGAGCCCAUGAAGUAGCUAGAUACUACCUCCAAUUACCACCUGUUCUCUCACCAAAACCAGAUGAAAGGAUUGUUUUAUCAGAAGAUCCAGAACUGCAAGGGCUUGAAGAGUCCAAAAUCUUGGUGACAGACAUUUCGUUUGGUGUACCACAUCGCGAUAGGAUUAUUGUAGCGAGAGACACAGAUGGUACAUUGCGUCAUGCAUCAAGAGAUGAACGGUACCGUAUGCUGCAGACAUAUUUUCCAGAGGAGGGGCGGUCAAUUGAACCACCACAGCUGUUUACUUCAGAGAAACUGAAGUCGCUUCUAGAUAGGUUGGAGUACCAAUUCGUCUUAGACAAAGCAUGUAUACAGUUUGAGCCUGAUGACCCACAGUAUGUUUCUGUUACAUCAAUUACUUAUGACCAUAUUGAUGCUAGUGGUGAAUAUGAUUUACUUGUUGGAACACGGCAUUAUGGUUCAAUGGCAUUCUAUUUAGUCUUCAAUGGUCGCCAAGACAAAUUUUUGAAGCACUGCAUUUCUACUCAUAAAAUUCAGGAUGCUGUGGCACUCACAAAGGUGUUUUACCUGACCAGGCCAGAGAUUACAGACUAUUCAAAUCCUUCUUCGCCAGAUGAUACAGCCUUCUUGAAGGAAUAUAUUUCCAAAUAUGCCAAAGACAAAGCAUCUUUGACCAUGACCUUAAAUGCUCACCUGGAACUGCAGCUUCCAACUGCAGACGAGGAAAGAACUCUCUCAGGGAAUCAAUAAUACUAUGUACCUGGAAUAUCAGUGGAUUUCAUGUAUUUAUAAAUUCAUCUUCUUUCAAUCAA